AAUAAAUCCAAAACUAUGCAUAAAAAAAUUUUGAUAUCCAAUGCAUAAUAUUCCAAUAACAAAACCGAUACGCAUGCGCAUGCGUAUAGGAUAUUUACUACUUGUGACUGUCUACAAUAGCGAGACCAAGGGUGCUGUUUGUCCUUCUCCUGUUAAUUGUAUUCACAUCGCAGUUCGAGUGGAAGCAGCAAUUGGGGAACGAAAUCGAGGCGAGCCCCAACAAUUCGCUCAAAGAUCACUACGCUUGGCAACACCAAGAAUCUGUAAAAGAAAAGGUCAGCGUAGGUGGUUUGUUCAUGGCAAAAUGGGUCACUCGAAUCGAACUUAGGUUGUUAGCUCUUGUCCACAAAUGGUUAAAUACCAAUUUAGUACCUCAGCUUUUAUAUUUAUACUAAAAUUAUCCUUCAACU
Rubroshorea leprosula is the source of this 410-nucleotide messenger RNA. Lineage: Eukaryota; Viridiplantae; Streptophyta; Magnoliopsida; Malvales; Dipterocarpaceae. The record is from the annotation of a GenBank genome assembly.